AUGUUGAAAAAUAGCCAUCGUUCCGCAGCGACGAUAUCUGCCGAAGUCACUUCUCCGCUCGAAGGAGUCAUUGGGGUCAAGUUGGUGCACUGGGCUGGCGAAGUUGACAACGGACCACACUACCAGAUCGCGUCGGCAACCGGCCACUCCAAGAUCGACCAAACGAACGAUGCAGUCCGUAUCCAAAGCGGACCUGCGAUCCUCAAGAUCAACACAGCUCCGAAUGAACUAGACUUUGUUUGGCAAAGUGAUGAAGGCCAAACAUUGACGGGCCACUCUUUUCGCUCAAUAGGUUAUGUUAGAGAUCGCACGACGGACAAAACUCGCUGGUCGGAUGGAUUAUAUAUCGAACAUGAGGGCUACAUGCUCGCUGAACUCAACUUAGGCGUAAACGAGAAGUUAUAUGGCCUGGGCGAGAGAUUCGGCCCAUUCGUGAAAAAUGGUCAGAGAGUCGAUAUAUGGAAUGAAGAUGGCGGUACCUCGUCGGAAUUGGCGUAUAAAAACAUACCAUUUUACCUCAGCUCUAAAGGAUACGGAGUCUUUGUACGUCAUGCGGGCAAAGUGAGUCUCGAGCUCCAGUCUGAAAGGACGACAAGAGUCAAUAUUUCCGUUCCGGGGCAGGAGUUGGAAUACUUCAUCAUCUUCGGUGGAACGCCCAAAGAAGUUUUGAGACGUUAUACUGCUUUGACGGGUCAGCCGAGUUUAGUACCUGCUUGGAGUUAUAAUUUGUGGUUGACUACUAGUUUCACUACCAGUUAUGAUGAAAAGACGGUCACCGGGUUUCUGGACGGAUUCCGGGACCGUGACAUUCCCCUGGGUGUCUUUCAUUUUGAUGCUUUCUGGAUGAAGUCUUAUCAAUGGUGUGACUUGCAAUUUGAUGAGGACUACUUCCCCAAUGCUACAGCCUACUUGAAGCGUCUCAAAGAACGAGGCUUGAAGAUCAGCGUGUGGCUCAAUUCGUAUGUCGGACAAGCUUCACCAUUGUUUAAAGAGGGAAAGGAGAAGGGAUACUUCAUCAAGCGAGUUGACGGUUCUGUCUGGCAAUGGGACAUGUGGCAGGCCGGUAUGGCUAUAGUUGAUUUCACAAACCCUGAAGCCUCAAAAUGGUAUACAGGUCAUUUGAUGCGUCUAAUGGAUAUGGGUGUCGAUUCGUUCAAAACCGACUUUGCAGAGCGUAUCCCAUUCCAGAACGUCAAAUUUCACGAUGGUUCCGAUCCGGUGCGAAUGCACAAUUACUACUCGAUAUUAUACAACAAAGCCGUCUAUGAAGCCAUGAUAGGUCGAGUAGGCAAAGCAAAAAGUCUCUUGUUCGCUCGCAGUACGGCUCCAGGUGGACAAGCAUACCCCGUUCACUGGGGUGGAGACUGCGAAAGCACAUUCGAAGCAAUGGCGGAAUCCUUACGCGGCGGACUCAGUUUGAUGUUAUCUGGUUAUAUUUUCUGGGCAUCUGAUAUUGGUGGAUUUGAAGGAACGCCACCACCCGCACUGUACAAACGCUGGGUACAAUUUGGUCUUUUGUCGUCUCAUUCCCGCCUGCAUGGUUCCAGCUCGUACCGCGUCCCCUGGAUCUACGGCGAAGACUGCAGCGAUGUACUCCGGGAAUGCGUAAAGCGCAAGAUCUCACUUAUGCCGUACCUCCUGCAAGAAGCCUUGCAUGGUCAUCAAAGUGGCGUCCCACUCAUGAGAGCCAUGUUCCUCGAAUUUCCUGAUGAUCUGACUACCUACGCUAUCGAUACGCAGUACAUGUUCGGCAGCAACUUACUCGUGGCACCCGUCUUCACCGAAGACGGGACUGUCACAUUCUACGUUCCGCGUAACGCUAAAGACGAUAGUAAUGGAAAAUGGGUCUCCUGGUUCGAUUAUGACAAGACCUAUGAGCCCGGUCAAUGGUAUACAGAGAAACACGACUUUUCCUCAUUGCCGAUUCUUAUUCGUCCUGGUACGGUUACCGCAAUUAACCACAAGCUCAAGACUCCAGAAGAUGAUGCCCUUGAUGGCUUGAAAUUUAUAGUGAACGGUUUUCUGGAGCCAGGAGACGGAAAGAUCGAUAUCGUGAACCCGAAGGAUGCGCAUGAGGUUUUGAAAAGUAUUGAUGUACAAAAAGUCAUUGGAAAUGAGGCAAACACGGUGAAGGUUUACUCUUGGGAUCAGAUCUAA
Messenger RNA from Talaromyces amestolkiae, 2157 nucleotides. RefSeq lists its product as uncharacterized. Lineage: Eukaryota; Fungi; Ascomycota; Eurotiomycetes; Eurotiales; Trichocomaceae. The coding region runs from base 1 to 2157 and encodes 718 amino acids. Gene Ontology annotation, biological process: carbohydrate metabolic process. The record is from RefSeq and is a predicted model, not a curated record. Gene Ontology annotation, molecular function: hydrolase activity, hydrolyzing O-glycosyl compounds; carbohydrate binding. The transcript has 4 exons.